Capra hircus (goat) is the source of this 1603-nucleotide messenger RNA. It is a transcript of the gene SLC35D2, whose product is annotated as solute carrier family 35 member D2. Gene Ontology annotation, cellular component: Golgi apparatus. The transcript has 12 exons. The record is from RefSeq and is a predicted model, not a curated record. The coding region runs from base 60 to 1070 and encodes 336 amino acids. Gene Ontology annotation, molecular function: GDP-fucose transmembrane transporter activity; antiporter activity. NCBI's taxonomy places the organism in Eukaryota, Metazoa, Chordata, Mammalia, Artiodactyla, Bovidae.
GGGGUGGCGCGGGCCCGCGGGUGGCCCAGACGGGCGGCCCAGACGGGCGGCCGCGGGACAUGACGGCCGGCGGCCAGGCCGAGGGCGCGGGCGCGGACCCCGCUUCCGCGCGGCUGCCUUCCCGGGUGGCCAAGCUACUGUCGGCCCUCUUCUACGGGACCUGCUCCUUCCUCCUCGUGCUGGUCAACAAGGCGCUGCUGACCACCUACCGUUUCCCAUCACCAAUUGUUCUUGGAGUUGGACAGAUGGCAGUUACCAUAAUGAUACUAUACGUGUCCAAGCUAAAUAAAAUAAUUCACUUUCCUGAUUUUGACAAGAAAAUUCCUACAAAGCUGUUUCCUCUGCCGCUCCUCUACGUUGGAAACCACAUAAGUGGAUUAGCAAGCACAAGUAAAUUAAGCUUGCCGAUGUUCACUGUGCUCAGGAAAUUUACCAUUCCACUUACUUUACUGCUGGAAACCAUCAUACUCGGGAAACAAUAUUCCUUGAACAUCAUUGUCAGUGUCUUUGCCAUCAUUCUUGGUGCUUUCAUAGCAGCUGGUUCUGACCUUGCUUUUAACUUGGAAGGCUAUAUUUUCGUAUUCCUGAAUGAUAUCUUCACGGCAGCGAAUGGCGUUUACACCAAACAGAAAAUGGACCCAAAGGAGUUAGGGAAAUAUGGAGUGCUUUACUACAAUGCCUGCUUCAUGAUUAUCCCAACUCUUAUCAUUAGUGUCUCCACUGGAGACCUUCGACAGGCUACUGAGUUCAAUCAAUGGAAGAAUGUUCUGUUUAUCAUACAGUUUCUCCUUUCCUGUUUUUUGGGGUUUCUGUUGAUGUACUCCACAGUUUUGUGCAGCUAUUACAAUUCAGCCCUGACGACGGCGGUGGUUGGAGCCAUCAAGAAUGUAUCCGUGGCCUACAUUGGAAUGUUAAUAGGUGGAGACUACAUUUUCUCUGUGUUAAACUUUGUAGGGUUAAAUAUUUGCAUGGCAGGAGGCUUGAGAUAUUCCUUUUUAACUCUAGGCAGCCAAUUAAAGCCUAAACAACCUGUGGAUGAAGAAGACAUCUCUCAAGAUUUGAAGGUCUAGAACCUGAGGCGGAACUGCAGACUGGCUUCCAGACUGUGGGGAGGGGGAAUAUUCCCAGCUGUUUUGGCUGCGGCACGCACCCCUCUGGUUGAGGCACAACAGGAGUGUCUGCAAAAUGCAAAGCGAAUCUACCUCACGGGCUGCACGAGGAGCCAUCAUCAACCCUGAGAAACGUUCCCCGGGCAAGCCUUACCAGCUGAAAGUGACUCUUUUCACACAACUGGUGAAAGGGAUCGUUUCCAAGGCACUUGCGGGGCCCACACACCUGUGUACUCUUCCAGGUAUCCAAAGUGCUUCAGAGGCGGUCAAAGGCCGAUGCUGUUGAGGGUGCUUAUCAGCACCUUGGCCUUAAUUUCAAAGGGCCCAGGCAAAGCAAAGUGCUAAUGAGAACAUUUUUUUUGGUUUAAGCAGACAUGUCUUCAUUGUAGUAAAAUCAACCACUUAACUGCCAGUAAAGUUGUUAGCUUUGAUUUGAUCUUAUAUGUUGGUAUCUUCACAAUCAUCAAAGUAAAAUAAAAAGUAAUUUAUAUGCA